CGCCCGCGAGGGGAGCCCAGGAGGGCGCAUGCGCGGACGGGGAUGCGCUGGGGGACAGCGGCCGGGCUCGGAGGGGAUGCGAGGUUUUACUCGAGCCAGCGGGAGCGGUGAAAUAGCGCGGAAGGUCACCCGUGAGAAAAGGAGCAGAACUGCAUGACAAACUACCUUAAGUAAGUUCUUCAGAUAACCAGGAUGCAUUUUCAGUGGGACUGGCUGUGCUUGGGUCUCCUGAUAAUUAGCUCAGUAACUGCAGAAAUGGAAAACGAAGAAAUUUUGGGAGCAGAUGUUGAAGUGGAGGAUUUUGACAAACAAUCUCAAGAAGCUGAUGUUGACAAAGAUGAAUCUUCCUUAGGGAUUGUAUACCAGACGCCAAAGCCAACUGGGGAAGUGUAUUUUACAGAAACCUUUGAUGGAGUAUUGACAGGGUGGAUAUUGUCUAAAACCAAGAAAGAAGACACGGAUGAUAACAUUGCUAAAUAUGAUGGAAGAUGGGAAGUAGAAGAGCUGAAAGAAAACACAGUACCUGGAGACAGAGGAUUAGUGUUAAAAUCGGUGGCAAAGCAUCAUGCAAUAUCAACUAUGCUAACAAAGGCAUUUAUUUUUGAUAAUAAACCUUUGAUUGUUCAAUAUGAAGUGAAUUUUCAAGAAGGCAUUGACUGUGGUGGUGCAUAUAUUAAACUUCUCUCCAGUAGUAAUGACUUGAAUCUGGAAUACUUUUUUGACAAAACACCUUAUACUAUUAUGUUUGGACCAGAUAAAUGUGGAGAAGAUUACAAACUACACUUUAUCUUCAGACACAAGAAUCCUAAAACUGGAGAGUAUGAUGAAAAACAUGCAAAACGCCCUGAUGUAGACCUAAAAAAGUUCUAUUUGGACAAGAAGACUCAUCUGUACACACUUGUGCUAAAACCAGAUGAUACAUUUGAAAUGUUAAUCGACCAAACAGUUGUCGGUAAAGGAAGUCUCCUUGAGGAUAUGGUUCCCCCAGUAAACCCUCCCAGAGAAAUAGAGGAUCCUGCUGACAAGAAGCCUGAUGACUGGGAUGAAAGACCAAAAAUACCUGAUCCCAACGCUGUCAAACCGGAUGACUGGGAUGAAGAUGAGCCUUCCAAAAUAGAAGAUCUUGAUGCUGUUAAGCCUGAGGGAUGGCUUGAUGAUGAACCACAAUAUGUUCCAGACCCUAAUGCAAAAAAACCAAAGGACUGGGAUGAAGAAAUGGAUGGGGAGUGGGAAGCCCCUCAGAUCCCUAAUCCAAAGUGUGAGACCGCACCUGGUUGCGGAAUCUGGGUGCGUCCCAUGAAGAAUAACCCAAAGUAUAAAGGAAAAUGGAAAGCACCUAUGAUAGAUAAUCCUAAUUAUCAGGGAAUCUGGAGUCCUCGGAAAAUACCUAACCCAGACUAUUUUGAAGAUCCUCACCCAUUUGAGAUGACAGCUGUCAGUGCUAUUGGUUUAGAACUCUGGUCUAUGACAUCUGAUAUCUACUUCGAUAACUUCAUUAUAUGUUCAGAAAAAGAAGUAGCUGAUCGUUGGGCAGCAGAUGGCUGGGGCUUGAAGAAAUUAGUAGCAAGUGCUAAUGAGCCUGGAAUGUUUAGUCAACUGGUGACAGCUGCAGAAGACCACCCAUGGCUCUGGGUUCUUUACAUCUUGACUUUAGCACUCCCCAUUGGUCUAGGUGUGUUGUUCUGCUGGCCAGCAAAGAAAACAGAUGAAGAUAUUGAGUUCAAAAAAACUGCUAUAUCUGAGGCAAUUACAAAAGGAGAAAUAAAACAAGAGAGAGAAGAGUUAGAAGAUGAUGAAAUAGAUUUAGAAGAAGAAAAAGAAAAUGAAGAUAUUGUUGAAGAUGAGAGAAGAGAACCAGAGGAGACAAAAGGAGAGUUGGUAAAGGAUACACAGAAGAUGGAAGGGGAGGCUUCUCCUUCAGAAGAUGAGGGUGAAGGUGGUGAAGAUAUUUAUGAAGAGGAAGAAAAUGAAGUUGCAGAUGGAAGUCAAGAAGAAGCUGAUAAGUCAAAUAAAUCUGGUUCAGAAGAUGAGAUGAAAGAAGAUGAUGAAAGCACAAGUUCUGGAGAUGGUCCACUGAAAUCAGUGCGCAAAAGAAGAGUACGAAAGGACUGAGUUAUUUCCAGUUAGUAUUUUUAGGUCUAGAUAAUAGUAACUUUUGGCAUGUCACUGCAGUGGGCCUGACAGCAUGCAGGUUCCUGAGAUUUGAAGGGAGAAGUGAGACUCAUUGCGACUUAACCUCUUUUAAAGCCCUAAUCUCUUUUAACCUUCCCAAACGUCGAUUCCCUUUUUUAAGAAGAAAUACCAUCUGUGAUGAGUUAGCUGAUGCUUCAAAUCUAGAAUAAAAGUGAAAUUGCAAGUUGGCCAACUGAUUUAAAAAUGAAGAUUCUUAAGAUUUGAGGAUUCUUAGAGAUUAGUAUUAGUUGGAGAUAAACUUUUACUCUAAAUAUUUUUAAAAACAUGAAUAAAUUAUAAUAUUUUUGCAGCUCUAGCACACAUUUUAGCUGUUGACACAUUUCAGCUAAAAGAGGAUUGUGGUAUAGAUGUAGCAUCUACAGCAGUUCACACUGUUGAGAGAAAAGGUGUUUUUUUUCCUGUGCAGAGCUAAAUGCAAUAAUUGUUUUUGUAUGAUGAUUUAGUGCUAGUAACAAUUUUUAUCGUACAUUAUUUAUUUCCGUUGAUACUGUUACAUGGAUAGUCAUCUGUUCACUUUAAACAUUGGUUACAAUAUUUUAAGAGCUAUUUCAAAACAGAAUACUCAUAGAACAAGUGGUUAAUUGAUGACUUGUUUUGCUUUUUUGAAUGCAGAUAUCAAAUCUACAGAAGUGAAAUACAAAUGAUUUUUUUCAAACUUUUAUAGCUCUCAUGUUCCAAGCCAGAACAGUAUAGGCUUUGUUUAGAGAAUACUUGCUAAGUGUACAUUACAUCCUGAAAAUAUUUAAUAAUUCUUGCUUAACAUGAAAUUUAUUAACAUAGAUACAAAUUUUUGAUGGAUUAAGUUUUUGUUUUUUUUUUUUACAGAUGUGAGUACCUGGGCAUUCUCUUAAUAUAGUUUAAAUAAACUGCGUAAGAGAAAUUUUGUUUUGUUACUGUGUUCAACUGUACAUUGAAAUAGUUCAACUGUAUAUUAAAACAAACAAACAAUAAAACCAGUUACUGGAAUCCUCUUGCUGCUUGGCAGCUGCCUAUAGUGGUGGUAUGUAAACUGCUAGCAAAAGCAGUCAUAUGCUAAAACCGGAGAAAUACAUUAGUUUAUAUACAACCUGACAAAUUUUCUUGUGACUGGCAAGAAGUCCGUUCACUUAUAAAAGAAAUAUUUUCUCAGCAUAUGAAGUCAACGACAAUUUCACAGUUUUGUUUACUCUGAUAUUACUUUAUAAGAUAUCUUUAACAAAUGAAUGCUUUUUAACGAACCCAAAUGAAGAAGCCAGCCAACACAAGUACUUGUGUUGAAGCGUUCAAAAGCCAGGAAUAUUGGAUUCUGUUUUGUGUGGAGAAAUACAUGGAGGGACAUGUCAAAGUGCAACACUUUAAUCUCCUUCAUUUAUGGUCUACAUGCAAAAGGUACGUAGUGACUCCAGAUUCCCCCUUCUACCUGUGACUUUUCAAUAAUAAAUAGAAGCUGUUACCAGUGAGGUGUCCUGUUGGCAACAAAAGGACCCUGAGCAGUGAGUAUGAGUAUGGACUGCUGAUUACUGUGACCUGUCAGGGAGCAUUUCAGCACUGAAUUUGAUUGAAUCCUGUCUGAGCCUGGUAAAAGGCCUGUGGCAUUGUUACAGCAUUUGGGUUUGGGCUUUGGGGUUGGUUGGGUUGUUUUUGUUUUUAAAUCACUGCACAUUGAUUUCUUAGUAAUGAUAUAGUUACUUCAGGGAUCAGUCACCUUAUAGGGGAUGCUAGUCUUCCCUUAAGUUCUUGAACUUGGAUUUGUCUUCAUUAAUGUAGUAUCAGCAUCUUUGUAUCUUAUUUCAGUAAGGACAGACUCCUUUAUUACAGGUAAAAUUGUUUUAGGAGGUCAUUACUCAAGAGUGCUGUUUGCAAUAGUACUGGCUUUGUAAGGCCUAUCUCGCUCUUUAAUACUGGCUUAAUGACUUCCAUUACCUGGAACCUGCAGAUAAAAGACAUCUUCAUGCAUAUCAGUUUACUUGGAUCUAGUCUUACGCUAACAAUUAAGGGAGAAAUAUCAGAGCUUAGGGUACUUGAGGCUCUAGAUGAGAAAAAAGGCAAAAGGGGAACCCCUCUGAUUCUUUUAACACUGAGAUUUCAUCCUGUAGUUCGUGUGUGUAGUUCAUUUAUCACCAAACACAUUUCAAGAAAAAUCCUUGAUCCUGGUUGCUUGAAAGUGCUUUGAAAUUAGUCAACUAAUGAUAACCCUCUUACAGGGUGCCUUGCUAUUAAAGCUGUCAGUCAUCUUUGUAACCACAUGAGUAGCCGACCUCCACAGCCUGCAUUCCCAGCAGCUAUGUUGCAGCUGAGUAAGGCGGCCUUACUGACAACAGCAAGGCCCAGAUGGAGAAUCUUUUACAUUCAGGGGAGGCUAUGUAGGACUGGCGGAACAUGUGAGCUUGGUUUCUUCCAACUUGAUUUCCUCCUGUUAGCUUCCACUGUCAUAAAGAUAUGCUGAAAUAAGAAUUCCAGUUUCUGUCUCAUGUUAGAGCUAGCUAGCUGUAUAGGAAAAGGGAAAAUCUUCCAACUUAAAGUCAACCCACAUAGAUGGGCAAGUUUUAGCUUUGAAAACAGUGGAUGCUGUCUGCCAAGCCUUUUUGUUUGUUUUCUUUUAGCUUGAACAGCAAAGUAUACUAAGAUUCACAGGUGGAAAUAGCAAGUGAGUCAGGAACUGGAAGCUUACUGGAAAUGGUAAUUAACCCAGUUUUAAUCUCAAGUCUUGAUAAUGACAUCUAGUCUUUCAGACACUUCAACUGUGUAGAAACAAUUAAGAUAACAGCAAACCUACUCCUUUUCCACCUUUUGACUACAGAUAGUUGCAGGAAGUUUUAGGGUUUAUAAAUAUUAAACCAAAGUGAGACAAAUCAAGUUUUUAUUUAGUGUAAAGUCAGAAAUACAACAUCUUUAAAAUGCUCAUAAGUUAAAUGAAGGCCACAGCAGUGGGAUGUAAAAUGGUAUAUAGAUGAAAUGACUACUAUAUACAGACCGAUAGAUAAAAUAUCACUAUCCAAUCUUACAAUACACAACUGUGAUUUUAAGAUUACGUGAUCUUGGGAGAAUUGCUGAAGUCUAACAAAGUGCAUGCUCUGUCGCCACUUGGUGUUUGUGGGUAUCUCCUACAGUGCAGAUGGAGAUGUGGAAGUGACACAGCUUUAAAGCUAGGAUGGCUAUAAUGAAAUAUAAUUUUUAGAAGUCAAGUGCUUGGGUGUUUUUUUAUUUUUUUAAUGCUUGAAGCCUGGACUAGCCAUGCAAUUUAUUCUACCUGCUAGGAAUUCUUGGAUGUAUUCAGAUUUUCAGAUAGGCAGUAAAGUGACAAAGCAGUCCAGAGACAUUUACAAG
Cygnus olor (mute swan) is the source of this 5499-nucleotide messenger RNA. RefSeq names its product calmegin (gene CLGN). Gene Ontology annotation, cellular component: endoplasmic reticulum membrane; endoplasmic reticulum. The coding region runs from base 193 to 2112 and encodes 639 amino acids. The record is from RefSeq and is a predicted model, not a curated record. Gene Ontology annotation, molecular function: calcium ion binding. The transcript is spliced from 18 exons. Gene Ontology annotation, biological process: protein folding. Lineage: Eukaryota; Metazoa; Chordata; Aves; Anseriformes; Anatidae.